AUGGGCCGAGUCUCGCAAGGCAGUGGUCAGCAAGGACGCUCUCAUACGAAUUCUCGCAUGAAGCUCCGGAACAUUUUACAACCUUCGGCAGCGCCAACUGCCCUCAAGCCGAGUGGAAAAGGAGAACAGCAUGGACCUAUCACUGGCGGAGUGGGUAUCAAGUUGAAGACUCGAGAGACUCGAUCAGCUGCACUGCAACGGCUGCGGAAAAAAGCCCUUAUGGUAACCCAAUACAAGAAAUUCUACCAGAAGCUUAACAGAGAAGAAUCA
Ostertagia ostertagi is the source of this 270-nucleotide messenger RNA. The record is from the annotation of a GenBank genome assembly. Lineage: Eukaryota; Metazoa; Nematoda; Chromadorea; Rhabditida; Trichostrongylidae.